Molecule: messenger RNA, 1447 nt
Organism: Trachemys scripta elegans
Lineage: Eukaryota; Metazoa; Chordata; Testudines; Emydidae
Product: putative olfactory receptor 52P1
Exons: 2
Coding region: 413-1447 (344 amino acids)
Biological process (GO): G protein-coupled receptor signaling pathway
Cellular component (GO): membrane
Molecular function (GO): G protein-coupled receptor activity; olfactory receptor activity
Source: RefSeq, a predicted model, not a curated record
UACAGCAGGCAGAAAGAACACACACACACAGCCAAACAUCUGUCAACAGGCUGAACAGUUUGGAAGACUCAGUUUGCCCUAACAAUCUGAACCCCUGUUAUCAGCGAAUCAUUGCUUCACUCCUAGGGGAGACUCUCACGCUGAAGUUCUCCAGGGUCUAUUUUCUGCUUUUUCUGCUGCUCAUGGAGCUGAGGGAAUUGUAUGCGAGUCCUGGCCAACCUGAGAGUCCACAGGGACUGUUCAGGGGAAUCAUAAAAGUUGCUGUUCAGCACGCUGACACUCAGACAUGUGAGAUUCAUACGCUGAUUCUCAGGGCUCUCCCUUCCUGUCACCAUAACGAGAUUUCCUCUCUGCUGAGCAGGAUUGCGGCACCUUGAGCAUUUCUGAGCCUGAUCGACGCAUCAACCACCUCAUGGCAUCUUUCAACUUCACCCCAUCUGACCCUUCAGCAUUUACCCUAAUGGGCAUCCCUGGCCUGGAAGAUGUGCAUAUGUGGAUUUCCAUCCCUUUCUCUACAUUCUACAUUAUCGGCCUUUUGGGAAAUUUCAUGAUUCUGUUUGUUGUAGGCAAAGAGCAGACCCUGCACAAGCCAAUAUACCUGCUGCUCUGCAUGCUGGCGCUCACAGAUAUCGGCAUAUCUACCUCUGUCGUGCCAAAGGCACUGUGUAUAUUUUGGUUCAAUUUGAAAGGAAUUACUAUGGGUAGCUGCCUCACCCAGACAUUCUUCCUUCAUGCAGUUUCUGUGAUGCACUCAGCCGUCCUCGUGACAAUGGCCUUCGAUCGCUACGUUGCCAUAUGUAGCCCUCUGAGAUACGCCACCAUCCUCACCAAUGCACGAAUAGCUAAGCUAGGGCUAGUGGGUUUGAUAAGAGCUGUUCUCUUCAUUCUGCCCCUGCCCCUGCUCCUGAGCAGGCAUCCAUUCUGUAACAACCGCAUUAUCCCCCACACGUACUGCGAGCACAUGGCUGUGGCGAAGGUGUCGUGUGGGGACAUCACAGUCAACAGGACAUACGGCUUGGUGAUGGCAUUUGUUGUCAUCGGGUUAGAUCUGAUGCUUGUUGCCCUGUCCUAUGGUCUGAUCAUCAGGGCCGUCCUCAGAAUCUCCUCCAAGAAGGUUCACCCGAAAGCCCUCAACACCUGCACAACCCACAUAUGUGUGAUGCUGACAUCUUGUAUUCUUUUCCUCUUCUCCACUCUGACACACCGGUUUGGUCAGGGCAUCGCUCCCCAUGUUCACAUCAUCUUGACCGACCUCUUCUUCCUCAUCCCUCCCAUGAUCAACCCUAUCAUUUAUGGGGUCAAAACCAAAGAGCUUCGUGAGAAAGUGGGCAAAUAUACCUGCAAAUGUGAUCACCGGGGGCCACUGACUUUAAUCCUAUGUGACAAAAUGGGGAAAGGAUGCCGCCUCAUUAAUCAAGUGUGCUCUGUCCCAGUUUGUCUGAGCUGA